AUGUACAACUUUCAGCACCAGAACAGUCACCAGCAGCAACACGCCCAGCACCACCCUACUCUCCAACAAGAUCACAAUGCGCACACGGCAAAUGGUCUCAAUCAUCACUCGACAUUCUCGGGGGUCCUGUCAAACUCAACACCCAGCUUCACGCCUACCAGUCUCCAGAACGGGCACUCGACGAUUUCACGCACAGGACAAACUCAGCCCAUCAACGAGCACUGGGCCGAGCAAUUGCAACUAUACAAGGAUUCUCAGAGGGCGCAUACAGCAAUGGUGGAAGGACACGCUCCUCAUCAUUAUGCAAGAAUUAAGGCUGGAGAAAAUCGAGGAAUAUCGUCUGCCGCAACAAAUGCCACAAACCAAGAAAAUGAGACGGAGAAUCAUGGACGGACAUCAAAUCCAGAAGAGUUUGUCAAGCGCCAAGACUGGAACAACAUGGAUCUCAGUGGCCAGGGUCUCCGAGUGUUAGCAGCGCCUCUAUUCAGUUACACCUUCUUGACCGAGCUCUAUGUCGCAUCCAACAAGAUCACCCAUCUACCUGCUAGUAUCGGUCACUUACGGCACUUGAAACACCUAGAUGCAUCAAACAACCAGCUAACACAAUUACCACCCGAGCUGGGGAUGUGUGUAUACUUAAAGAACCUCCUCUUAUUCGACAACAAUAUCCAGACCUUACCAAAUGAGUUAGGGUCACUAUAUCAGUUGGAUAUGCUGGGCAUUGAAGGCAAUCCCUUAGAUGCGGCCAUGAAGCAGGUCAUCGUAGAGAAGGGCACGAAAACUCUUAUCCAUGACCUCCGAGAAUCCACGCCAAUACCUCUCCCUCCCAAUGAAAGACCAAUUAUCGACCUUUUAGAAGGCACGCCUGUUCCUGCAAACCAAGAGCGAUUCAAAGUCUUCUCGUUCAAUAUUCUCUGCGACAACGCUACACGAUCGCAGUACAACUACACUCCAUCAGAGGCUCUUGCUUGGGAUUACAGGAAAGAGAUGAUUCUGAAAGAGAUCCAAAAGGCAGAUGCCGAUAUCGUUUGUCUCCAAGAAGUAGACGUGGAUAGCUUCGAGGAAUAUUUCAGGAUGAAGCUUGCAUACGAUGAUUACAAAGGUGUCUUCUGGCCAAAAGCUCGAGCAAAGACAAUGUCAGAGAAGGAUAGGAAGGUUGUCGAUGGGUGCGCCACUUUCUACAAGGGUAGCAAGUACAUACUGCUGGAUAAGCAACUUCUCGAUUUCGCAAACAUUGCCAUCAAUCGGCCUGACAUGAAGAGCCAACAUGAUAUCUUCAAUCGCGUCAUGCCAAGAGACCAGAUGGCAAUUGUUACCUUCUUCGAAAAUAGGCUUACGGGUUCACGAUUGAUUGUUGCGAACGGCCAUCUAUUCUGGGAUCCGGCCUAUCCCGAUGUCAAGUUGAUCCAGACGGCCAUCUUAACUGAGAGCGUCACCAAGUUGGCUGAGAAAUAUGCGAGAUGGCCACCCUGUAAAGACAAGAAGACCUACAAAAUCGCAGACGAGAGCCCAAAUCCAGAGAACGCCGAGACCGAGGUGGAACCAGCACCAUCGAUGGAGUACACGAGUAGUACUCAACUGCCCCUGUUGAUGUGCGUGGAUCUCAACUCGACGGCUGAUUCUAGUGUCUACGAUCUCCUGUCGAAGGGCCGUGUGUCACCCGAUCAUGCGGACCUCAGUGGCUUCCAAUACGGUAAUUUUACACGGGAUGGUAUCGAGCAUCCAUUCUCCCUGCGGUCGGCUUAUAGCAUCCUGGAUGAGACACCCGAAAAGUUGACCUUCACCAACUACACGCCUGGUUUCGUUGGCGUCAUCGAUCACAUCUUCUACUCGACCAAUGCGCUGGAAGUGACCUCCUUGCUUGGAGGCGUGGAUCCCGAGUACAUGAAGAGAGUACCUGGAUUCCCCAACUACCACUUCCCCAGUGAUCACCUGUCGCUCCUUGCAGAAUUCGCGGUCAAGAGUCGGAAGGAGAAGAAGACGCUUCCAGAGCCAGAUUUCGGGUCCUCCAGUCGGAGGCGGGAUUAG
Molecule: messenger RNA, 2028 nt
Organism: Amorphotheca resinae ATCC 22711
Lineage: Eukaryota; Fungi; Ascomycota; Leotiomycetes; Helotiales; Amorphothecaceae
Exons: 2
Coding region: 1-2028 (675 amino acids)
Biological process (GO): nuclear-transcribed mRNA poly(A) tail shortening
Cellular component (GO): nucleus; CCR4-NOT complex; cytoplasm
Molecular function (GO): poly(A)-specific ribonuclease activity; protein binding
Source: RefSeq, a predicted model, not a curated record